This is a messenger RNA of Lutra lutra (Eurasian river otter), 4322 nucleotides long. It is a transcript of the gene GRIN2C, whose product is annotated as glutamate ionotropic receptor NMDA type subunit 2C. The transcript has 12 exons. Gene Ontology annotation, cellular component: postsynaptic density membrane; plasma membrane; postsynaptic membrane. NCBI's taxonomy places the organism in Eukaryota, Metazoa, Chordata, Mammalia, Carnivora, Mustelidae. Gene Ontology annotation, biological process: excitatory postsynaptic potential; synaptic transmission, glutamatergic; long-term synaptic potentiation. The record is from RefSeq and is a predicted model, not a curated record. The coding region runs from base 74 to 3904 and encodes 1276 amino acids. Gene Ontology annotation, molecular function: transmitter-gated monoatomic ion channel activity involved in regulation of postsynaptic membrane potential; NMDA glutamate receptor activity.
AGAGAAAAGCAGGAGUGAGGAGUCUGGGCAGCGGCUUGCCCCGGACCCCAGGCCUCUGGACGCCGCAGUGGACAUGGGUGGCGCUCUGGGGUCAGCCCUGCUGCUCACCUCACUCCUCGGGGCCUGGGCAGGGCUGGGCCCGGGUCAGGGUGAGCAAGCUGUGACAGUGGCCGUGGUGUUUGGCAGCUCGGGGCCACCACACGCCCAAGUUCGCACCCGCCUCACCUCCCAGAGCUUCAUGGACCUGCCUCUGGAGAUCCAGCCGCUCACCGUGGGCGUCAACAACACCAACCCCAGCAGCCUCCUCACCCAGAUCUGCGGGCUCCUCGGGGCGGCGCGCGUCCACGGCAUUGUCUUUGAGGACAACGUGGGCACCGAGGCCGUGGCGCAGAUCCUGGACUUCAUCUCCUCCCAGACCCAUGUGCCUAUCCUCAGCAUCAGUGGGGGCUCGGCUGUGGUCCUCACCCCCAAGGAGCCGGGCUCCGCCUUCCUGCAGCUGGGCGUGUCCCUGGAGCAGCAGCUGCAGGUGCUGUUCAAGGUGCUGGAGGAGUACGACUGGAGCGCGUUCGCCGUGAUCACCAGCCUGCACCCGGGGCACGCGCUCUUCCUGGAGGGGGUGCGCGCCGUGGCCGACGCCAGCUACCUGAGCUGGCGGCUGCUGGACGUGCUCACGCUGGAACUGGGCCCGGGCGGGCAGCGCGCGCACAUCCAGCGCCUGCUGCGCCAGGUCGACGCCCCGGUGCUGGUGGCCUACUGCUCGCGCGAGGAGGCCGAGGUGCUCUUCGCCGAGGCGGCACAGGCCGGUCUGGUGGGGCCCGGACACGUGUGGCUGGUGCCCAGCCUGGCGCUGGGCAGCACCGACGCGCCCCCCGCCGCCUUCCCCGUGGGCCUCAUCAGCGUCGUCACCGAGAGCUGGCGCCUCAGCCUCCGCCAGAAGGUCCGCGACGGCGUGGCCAUCCUGGCUCUGGGCGCCCACGGCUACCAGAGGCAGCAUGGUGCCCUGCCAUCCCCGGCUGGGGACUGCCGUGGCCAUCCCGGGCCUGUCAGCCCUGCCCGGGAGGCCUUCUACAGGCACCUACUGAACGUCACCUGGGAGGGCCGAGACUUCUCCUUCAGCCCGGGUGGGUACCUGGUCCAGCCCACCAUGGUUGUGAUCGCCCUCAACCGCCACCGCCUCUGGGAGAUGGUGGGGCGCUGGGACCACGGCGUCCUCCACAUGAAGUACCCAGUGUGGCCUCGCUAUAGCGCAUCUCUCCAACCUGUUGUGGACAGCCGGCACGUGACAGUGGCCACGCUGGAAGAGCGGCCCUUUGUCAUUGUGGAGAGCCCUGACCCCGGCACAGGCGGCUGUGUGCCCAACACCGUGCCUUGCCGCAGGCAGAACAACCAAACCUUCAGGUCCGCGAGAAUGUGCGGGAAGGCAGCUGUGUGCUGCCGCGCGAUGGCAGCCGUGUGUGGUUUGCGCUUGGGUGAGGGGGGUUGGGGGCCAUCUGCCAAACCGGGAGGAGCUGCGGGCUCUGACUUCUGGUGGUCUCUUGGUGGCAGCAGCGGUGACACAGCCCCCUACACCAAGCUUUGCUGUAAGGGUUUCUGCAUUGACAUCCUCAAGAAGCUGGCCAAGGUGGUCAAGUUCUCCUAUGACCUGUACCUGGUGACCAAUGGCAAGCAUGGCAAGAGGGUUCGGGGCGUGUGGAACGGCAUGAUCGGGGAGGUGUACUACAAGCGGGCAGACAUGGCCAUCGGCUCCCUCACCAUCAACGAGGAGCGCUCCGAGAUUGUGGACUUCUCUGUGCCCUUCGUGGAGACAGGCAUCAGCGUGAUGGUGGCCCGCAGCAAUGGCACCGUCUCCCCGUCGGCCUUCCUGGAGCCCUACAGCCCUUCUGUGUGGGUGAUGAUGUUCGUUAUGUGUCUCACUGUGGUGGCCAUCACAGUCUUCAUGUUUGAGUACUUCAGCCCAGUCAGCUACAACCAGAACCUCACCAGUGGCAAGAAGUCUGGGGGCCCAUCCUUCACCAUCGGCAAGUCUGUGUGGCUGCUGUGGGCGCUGGUCUUCAACAACUCGGUGCCCAUCGAGAACCCCCGAGGCACCACCAGCAAGAUCAUGGUCCUAGUCUGGGCCUUCUUUGCUGUCAUCUUCCUCGCCAGCUACACCGCCAACCUUGCUGCCUUCAUGAUCCAGGAGCAAUACAUUGACACUGUGUCCGGCCUCAGUGAUAAGAAGUUUCAGCGGCCUCAGGACCAGUACCCACCCUUCCGCUUUGGCACGGUGCCCAAUGGCAGCACGGAGCGGAACAUCCGCAGCAACUACCGAGACAUGCACACCCACAUGGUCAAGUUCAACCAGCGGUCGGUGGAAGACGCCCUCACCAGCCUCAAGAUGGGGAAGCUGGACGCCUUCAUCUACGAUGCCGCUGUCCUCAACUACAUGGCGGGCAAGGACGAGGGCUGCAAGCUGGUCACCAUUGGCUCUGGCAAGGUCUUUGCUACCACUGGCUACGGCAUCGCCAUGCAGAAGGACUCCCACUGGAAACGGGCCAUAGACUUGGCGCUCCUUCAGUUCUUGGGGGAUGGGGAGACCCAGAAGCUGGAGACAGUGUGGCUCUCAGGGAUCUGCCAGAACGAGAAGAACGAGGUCAUGAGCAGCAAGCUGGACAUCGACAACAUGGCUGGCGUCUUCUACAUGCUGCUGGUGGCCAUGGGGCUGGCCCUGCUGGUCUUUGCCUGGGAGCACCUGGUCUACUGGAAACUGCGCCACUCAGUGCCCAGCACGCCUCGGCUGGACUUCCUGCUGGCCUUCAGCAGGGGCAUCUACAGCUGCUUCAGCGGGGUGCAGAGCCUGGCCAGCCCCGCGCGGCCCCCCAGCCCGGACCUGACCGCCGGCUCGGCCCAGGCCAGCGUGCUCAAGAUGCUGCAGGCGGCACGCGACAUGGUGACCACGGCGGGCGUGAGCAGCUCCCUGGACCGCGCCGCGCGCACCAUCGAGAGUUGGGGCGGCGGCCGCCGCGCGCCCCCGCCGCCCGCCUGCCCCGGCCCGCGGCCGCCCACCCCCGGCCCGUCCCCUGAGCCCAGCCCCACGGGCUGGGGACCGGCAGGCGGGGGCCGCGCCGCGCCGGGGCGCAGAGCCCCGCAGCCCCCGGGCCGCCCCCCGACGCCCAGGCCGUCGCUGCCCGACGUCUCCCGGGUGUCGGGCUGGGCCGCUCGGGAGGCGCGGCAGCAGUUGCCGGUCGGGCGCGGCGGGCGGCUCCUCUCGGGCUCCGAGCGGCGCGCGCUCCCAGAGCGCCCCCUGUCCCCGGAACGCUGCCACUACAGCUCCUUCCCUCGAGCCGACCGGUCCGGGCGCCCCUUCCUCCCGCUCUUCCCGGAGCCCCCGGCGCCAGAGGACCUGCCGCUACUCGGGCCGGAGCAGCUGGCUCGGCGGGAGGCCCUGUUGCGCGCGGCCUGGGCCCGGGGCUCACGCCCGCGCCACGCUUCCCUGCCCAGCUCGGUGGCCGAGGCCUUCGCCUGGCCCAGGUCUCUGCCCGUGGGGUGCGGCCACCCGGCCUGUGUGCACUUGGCGCCGGCGCCGGCGAUGAGGCUGCCGUCCUACCGGGAGGCCUGCCAGGAGGGCGUGUGGGCCAGGGUCCCCGCCUGGCCGCACAGACAGCACGCCUGCCUGCACGCCCACGCCCACCUGCCGCUUUGCUGGGGGGCUGUGUGCCCCCCUCUGCCACCCUGUGCCAGCCACAGCCCCUGGCUCACUGGGGCCUGGGGGCCUCCGGGGCACAGGGGCAGGACCCUGGGGCUGAGCACAGGCUACAGGGACAGUGCGGGGCUGGAAGAGGUCAGCAGGGUGGCCUGUGGGACACACGGCUUCCCUGGACCUUGUACCUGGAGGCGGAUCUCCAGCUUAGAGUCAGAAGUGUGAGGGGUCAACGACGGUGGUUCCUGGUCAGCUGGAUUGUCUGCCUGGCGCUGUCAGGGUUAAUGGGGCAGGUGACGUGGACUUUUCUGGCUUCUGCCUUGAAAUCCUGGCUGUGGCCCCCCAGCGACAGAUGUCUUCCACGGUCAGUUCGGUGACCUCGGCAGUCUCAGGUCCUGGCAUGGGCUGGGUGGACUCUUGCUGUCCUCUCAUGCAAAGCCCUUCCCACCUGUCCUGGAGUCACCAGGAGCAGUGGGAUCUCCCUGACCUGCCCUUAGCUGUUCUUAGUCAUGAUUGCUGGGGGCCUGGUGUGGGGGAGCAUGGAGACUGGAACCCCAGGGUUGGGGCAGGGCUGUCCCACUCCUUGCUCUCCCUGUCCGGAGUUUCUUCUCAGAGCAUCUGGGGCAUUAAACAAAUCUUUUAC